UUACCGUGCCAUCUUGUUUCAAAAGUUCCUGGAAGCAAGCAGAACAAGUGUUAAUCUCUAAGAAAUUGUCCAAUGCUAGAUGAAUACCUGAUAUGUUACUGCAGUUGCAGAUUUUUCUUUAUCCGAAAAUGAUCAGGGUUUAUUCUGUGUGGAUGCCACUUGUGCUGGUGUUUGGAGCAGCAACAGCCGAAUUCAAAGUGAACGAACAUGAUAUGUGGCUUCAUGUUGGGGAUAGGAGCGCGUUUAACCUAUUGUUAACUCAGCGGUUACCUAUCCCUAUCAACGUGACGUUCGACAUUCAACAUAAGGACUUAGUAAGAACAGAUCCAGCUACGUUUAUCGUGAACAAUACUGCGAAUGUAUUAUCAUGGAACAUUAACGUAUACGCACUCAAUCCAGGAUAUUCUACCAUUGGUCUCAAUGUCACGCCCGACAAUUUAACUGUUUCCGUGGACGCAUUUGUAAGAGUCACUGUAAGGAAAUCGGAUACGCUGUACCAUAUUAGCAGUAUAGUUGGGUGGAUUUAUUUCUUAGCAUGGAGCGUCAGUUUCUACCCUCAAAUCUACAGCAAUUACAAAAGAAAGAGUGUUGUUGGAUUGAACUUUGAUUUUUUAUCAUUAAACCUGGUUGGAUUCGUCAUGUACUCCCUCUUCAACUGUGGGUUAUAUUGGAUCCCAGUAAUCUGGAUGGAAUAUUUAGAACGGCAUCCUAGAGGUGUAAUUCCAGUACAAAUUAACGACAUAUUUUUCUCUCUCCAUGCUGUCUUUGUAACGUUAAUCACGAUAAGCCAGUGUUUUAUCUAUGAGAUUGGAGGACAACGUAUAUCAACAACGGCACGUGUAAUUCAUGGAAUAUUUUCAGCUGUGAUACUUAUAUCAAUAGUCCUAUCAGUUAUUCAUAUAAUCGCUUGGCUGGAUUUUCUUUACAUCUGCGGUUACAUUAAAUUAGCGAUAACCUUGAUAAAAUACGUACCCCAAGCGUACUUCAAUUAUCAACGGAAAUCAACAGUUGGAUGGAGCAUUGGGAAUAUAUUCCUCGAUUUCACUGGAGGUCUGCUGUCUAUGCUAGAGAUGAUCUUAAAUGCGUACAAUUACGACGAUUGGAAUAGCAUUUUUGGAGAUCCUACCAAAUUUGGACUUGGCUUCUUCUCAGUGGCAUUUGAUAUAUUCUUCCUCGUCCAACACUAUUUAUUAUACAGAAUCAUAAAAAUCUGUGGGUAAAACAACAGAUGCACAAGACAAAGAAAGGAAGGCAUAAAGCAUGGGGGUAGAGAGAAUCAAUUCUCAUUUUCCAGGCAUACCAGUGAGAAAGUGUACGACCUUGAAGGCCGGGCAUAACGAAAAACAGGAGAAGGUCCUGUUUGAGGAGAUAUCCAUGAUCUAUAUUCGAGUAAUUAAAUCCAUUAGGAGCCAUUAAAAAUUAUGGAAAGGAGCGAACGAUUUAUGCAUGUUUUACAAUCCGGAACAUUUCUUGUAUUGUGAUGACUUUCUGUGAAAUAAUAUGACUUAUUACACGUAAUUUAUUCACAUGAAAAAAAAUUUUAUUGAUUUUAACGUGAAUAAAUUGAUUUUUAUUGUUGCUUCGUAUUUAUAGAAUAUUACUUUAUUUCUGUAGUAAAUGAAAAGACGGAUGCAGAAUAUCAUGUUUAAUUCCAUAAUCACAAUCCCAGGAAUGGAAUUAUUAAAUAGAAUUGUAAUUGGUAUUAAAAACAGGAAUUUGACAUUUUUAUUUUAAUGUUUGUAAAAAUUGAUGCAUGAUGCAUGACUAGACAAACGGACAGCAAUGAUCCAAAUCAUCCCGAAUGAUAAGAAUGUGGCAUAGAUGAGUAAUUGAAGUAUAGAAUAGCUAAGCAGUUGUCUUCCUCUGGAAUACCUUGAUUUAAGUACAUCUACAUUAAGAAAAAAAGUUUUUAAGAAGUCCUUCUCCACUUAUAUUACGAAAUACAUUCUCAAAUUUUUUCCAAGUAAAAACGAUAUCUUGUACUGAGAGAAUAAAGCUUUAGUGAAGGGAUUCAGUACCUGUCCGAAAGAUGAGGAUUUUUUUCAUGAAAAAAUAUGGAUAAGAAAGAGGCUGACUGAACUUACUCAUAAAUUUUCAUCACAAAACUACUUGACUUCGGUACAGAAGUCGCCUUAUCUCGUUAUUUCAUGGCUCAUUAUUUUUCGGAUAAGCACAAAAUCUCUUAAGGCUCGCAUGGACUGUCUAUCGAACGGGAUCUUUUGUUUCAAUUCUAUCUUAUUAGCCUAAAAUAUAUUCGACUUUGGGGGAAAACUUGUGUUGCGGAAACCACUCGAAUCCUUAUUAAAGGAUAAUGAAAAUAAUGACGUAAAAUUAUUGAAAGGCGCCAAAUCGCGAUAUCGAUUGAAAGGAAUCUACUAAGUUAAAAAAAGCUGCAUAUUUUUUAUUAUUUUUUGUGAACUUAGUAGAUUCCUUUCGAUCAAUAUCGUGGUUGAGCGCCCUUCAAUACUUUUUCUUCUUUUUUUUUUCAUAAUCUUUUUAUAACCAUUCGAGUGGUUCUCGCACCACAAAUUUGAUUCCAAAUUUUUAUUUAUUUUAAACUAACCAGAUAGAAUUGAAACAAAAGAUCACGUUCGAUAGAUAGUCCAUGUCGGCCUUAAGAAUGUUUAACCGUCAAGUGAGCAACCGUAUCAGAAAAUAAAAUUGAAAAAUUCAAAGAAAUCAUUUACGAGGUAACUAUUUUUUUCUAUUUAUUCACGAGCCUCAUGGCAUACUUUGUGGUUCAAAUUAUGAAGAAAUAUUAAAAAAGUUUAUAAACAUUGACGUAUGACUGACUACUGUGGUAACGCUCGAGUUUUGAUCGUGCAACACCGCAUUUAGCGAGGGGCCCCGCCAUCACUGUUUCAUCGUCAUCUACCUUGUCAAUAUUGCUCAGCUGUAAGAGAAACAUUGUCAAUAUUUUACAAUCAUAAUGGCGGCCACAUUUUUUCACAUCUUUUCAAAAAUCAAUCACAAAUUUCUCGUGUAUUGUAUCGGGUACCCUAAUUUCUGUCGCCGGUAAAAUAUUCCCUAUAUUAUCAAAUAAAUGAGUGAUUUUUUUUUAUGAUGUUGAAUGCGUAUCCUAGUGCCCUUCUUAAUCAAAGCUAACGCGGUCACGUUUUUUCAUACGACUCUGUGUUGCAGAUAAUUGUUUUUACUAAUUAUUAUCUAGCUAAAAUGGAUCGAUCGGGGGAUCGAGAAUGUGACUUGCGUAUGGUCCAUACUCUCAGCCAUUAUAUUGGAAAAGAUUUAGAGUGUAUUGAUUGUUGUCGGUAUCAGUUAAACAUCCUUAAGUGAAGUUAUUUUCCUCAGUAGAAAAAAUCGUUGUCUUGGAAACUUUGAGCAUGAGUUUCUUCACGCCACUAAAGACGCACUUCACCAAAAACUUCUUUUAUGUCAUUGUAGAGAGUGUUGACCUAAAUAAACAAUUUAUCUAUCUGAAUUUGGAAAUCUCAACGAGAUGUCUUCACUAGUAUUAAUAAAAUAUCUAGAUUAGGAAA
Molecule: messenger RNA, 3497 nt
Organism: Fopius arisanus
Lineage: Eukaryota; Metazoa; Arthropoda; Insecta; Hymenoptera; Braconidae
Gene: Ctns
Product: Cystinosin
Exons: 9
Coding region: 93-1220 (375 amino acids)
Biological process (GO): L-cystine transport
Cellular component (GO): lysosomal membrane
Molecular function (GO): L-cystine transmembrane transporter activity
Source: RefSeq, a predicted model, not a curated record